This is a messenger RNA of Lutzomyia longipalpis, 965 nucleotides long. RefSeq lists its product as uncharacterized. The record is from RefSeq and is a predicted model, not a curated record. The transcript is spliced from 2 exons. Lineage: Eukaryota; Metazoa; Arthropoda; Insecta; Diptera; Psychodidae. The coding region runs from base 88 to 942 and encodes 284 amino acids.
UCAAAUUGUGAAAGAAGAAAAAUCCGAGACGGAGGUUGGAAGGAAAUUUUGUGAGUGCCGAAGAAAGGACUUCCUGUGGCUUUUCGGAUGGAACACAACACAAGAGGGAGUCUCACAGCUGAAAAGCUAAAAAGUCACGUCCGGGAAUCAUUUGAGCACCUCCGAAAAGCCCUGGCGAUCCGGGAGAAGCUCCUGCUGCGCCAAGUGGAAGUCCUGCUGAAUCAAACGCAGCAAAAACUCACAAUUGACGAAGUGAAAUUCAUUCCGGAGAAUGAGGAAGCUGUCUUGAAUUGCAUCCGGGAGUUUGGGCGGUUUAAUUUGGAAAAUUACAAUUUUGUAAGUGAUCUUCUGACCACGGAGGACUACAUUUGCCCUACAAAUGACCAUGAGACACUGUACAAGUAUGUGAGUGAGGAGAAAUCAGGUCCAGAUAUUGAUUUCAGCAAUAACAGAACAAUUAUCACGGAGAAUGCAAAUUAUCUCAAUGAUUCCAUCAUCAAUAUCAUUCUGAGUGAGUCAAAGGAGCUCAUUGAGGGGCAAGGAGAACCCCCAGGGGCUGCAAGAGUAGGUGUCAAGGAAACCAAAUCAAUGGGAUGUAAACAAGAGGUAGCGCCGGAGGAGGAUGAGGGUGAAGCAGAGCUUUCGGGGAAAUCAAUAAAGUGCUGCGUCUCCAACAUGACGAUUCAGCGGUGCUCGGGAACGCUCAACCUGAAGAAUAUCUCCCAUCUCACCAUUAAUACAACCUGCAAAGCCACCCCGGCUGCCUCCUCUAGCCUCGAAGAUACCCCAAAUCCCCAAACAUGCUCCAUGGAAACGACCUCCAUCGAUCCCCAACACCCUGGCCAAAUUCAGCAAUGGCUCAAGCAGAUAAUCUGCGAAACGGAAACAGAACCAAUUCCCAGUGAUGACAUCCUCGAGCACAGUCGCAUUGAUACGCAGUGAGCAAUAAAAAUGCACCAUUUUCA